GGGGUCUUUCCGCCUCGCGUCACCACCUGCCCCUCUCUCCCCAUCGCUCUCUUACAUCAACAACCUCGCUCAUCAUCCUCCUUCCUCCUCCUCCCUCUCGCUCUCUACCACCAUCUCCCUCUCUCUCCGUCUCCCCGCGCAGCUGGCCGUGGUCUCCCCGGUCCCGUAGAGAAGACGCCACGGGCCUAGGGGCAACAGCAGGAGCAGCAGAAGGCCAGGACCUCGCGUCUCCCCGACCACCCCCCCCACCAGGUUUCCACCACGGCCUCCCGAGUUGUGACCAGGACUGUUGGAUACGCACGGUGAAGUUCAACAUACAGGAACUUACACUGGUCACUUGAUCAACAUUCUUCUUCGGCUGUAAGGUGGGCAGGAGAAGGCGGCGGCGGCGGCGGCAGUGCAGUCAGUGGGGUUCGUGUCCCCAUUGCUGUGGACCGAGGGCGAACUUUGUGAUUCCUUCCUGUGUGAAGCUGGCUUCCUCUAGGCGCUGCGGUUUCCUCCCACACGCAGCCAAAUACCCAUUAGUGGAAAUGGCUAAACAUCCCGAUGUCCAGGAUGUGUGGCCACAGAGGCUUUCCUGAGUAAAUGAAGGACAUCGAUGGUGGUGUUGCCAGCAGGACAUGGCCGGCACUUCGAGGAGCGAACCCCUGAGGGGUGCAGCGACGAGCGCCCCACCGGCGCGCUACCGCGCCGAGCGCGUCAGCGGACUCAAGCAGCUUCUCAGAGCCAUCAAGCAGGAGGAGGACGAGGAGGAAGAGGACGAAGAGGCCGGGCAGGGUGACGAUAACGAGGAGCAGCGGAGUUGCGAGGACUGCUGGAGCCCAGGAGAUGCAGCAGAUGACUCCAAUUCCGACGCCGAGAGCGACUCUGGCGAAGCGGCGGUGACCGCGGCGGCCGUCGCUUCGAGCACGUCCCCGGUAGUCCCGUCCCCGGCAGCCCCCUCCUCAGCCGAGGACUCCACCUCUUCCUCGUCGUCAUCGGCGAGGGACUGCUCGUCCAGGGAGAGCUCGACCGAGCGCCGGUUGCCGAGCGGAGAUGCCCCGGAGCGGGGGGAAGCUGCCCCUCCACCCGACCCGGCCCAGGAAGGCACUGGCGACGCUAACGACAAGGUUCCGCCCGAAGAGGAGGGGGCGCCGCAACCGACCGACCGGGACGAGUCGCGGGAAGCGGCGAGCGGCGUGCUCGACGAGAGCAAGAGGAAAGGUGGGAAGAAGCGGCGCGCCAAAACCCGAGCGUCGCGAGCCGGCAAAGCCAAGGAGAAGCCGUACAGCUGCGAGCAGUGCGGCAAGGGCUUCAAGACGCUGAACUACUUCAACCACCACAAGGGGAUGCACGGGGAGCAGCAGCAGCAGCCGUUCAAGUGCGCGGUGUGCGGCCGCGCGUUCAUGCAGUCGUCGGCGUUCACCAAGCACAUGCGGAAGCACAACGGCGAGAAGCCGUUCCUGUGCCUGCAGUGCGGCAAGAGCUUCGCCCAGUCGUCGUACCUGGCGCAGCACAUGCGCAUCCACACGGGCGACAUGCCCUACGCCUGCGACGUGUGUGGGGAGAAGUUCAACUACUCGCUGUCGCUCAAGUUUCACAAGCUGAAGCACACGGGCGAGAAGCCCUACAUGUGCGACGAGUGCGGCAAGACGUUCUCGCGCUCGGCCUACCUCUACAUCCACCGACGGACGCACACGGGCGAGCGGCCGUACGCGUGUGGCGUGUGCGGGAAGCGCUUCACCCAGUACUCGUCCAUGUCGCUGCAUCGCAAGUCGCACUCGGACGAGAAGCCGUACAUCUGCGAGGUGUGCGGCAAGGCCUUCGCCAACUCGGCCUACCUGGGGCAGCACCGCCGCAUCCACACGGGCGAGAAGCCGCACGUGUGCAACAAGUGCGGCGUGGCGUUUUCCCACACGUCGCACCUGGCCCGCCACCGCACGGUGCACAGCGGCGUGAAGCCGCACGCCUGCCAGCAGUGCGGGAAGGCGUUCGCGCGAGCCUCGUACCUAACGCAGCACAUGCGCAUGCACACGGGCGAAAAGCCCUUCGUGUGUCCCGUUUGCGGCCGUGGGUUCUCGCAGUACGCGGGACUCAACUACCACAAGAAGACGCAUUCCUCAAAAUGACGGGGGGAGGAGAUGGGUGGCAGCUUGGAAUCUUCGGUUGGUCGAUGUCAACCGCAGAUGGACCCCUGCUGCCGGGAUCCUGCUUUAGUUGAACUGCUUACAGAAUUCUGUGCAAGCUUUUUGCAAAGGUAGGGCGAGUUCAAGUUCGAGUUUAUUUCGUGUCACUUGGGUGAGAACUCCAAAGUCUCAUUUGCAAGGGUGACCUGGGUCACCACGGUAACAAAAGCAGAAACAAAACAAAUGCACUGCCCCGAGGACUGUGCUCUUUAUUCGAAGCAAGAUAAUCCCGUGGCCAUCACUGCACAUUUUGCGAUGUUUGAUAAAAGUAAAGGUUUACGAUGAGCAAUUCGACCAACCUUAAGUAUUGAGAAUACCUUUUUUUAAGGAGAGACUGAACCUCAAAAAACAUACGACCGUUCUCAUCUCUUGUAGUAGACAUGUACCUAGUCUGUGUGUCCCAGGCUCUGCAGCACGAGUUUGAAUCUUAGUAGUGAAGCAAAGAUAUAUCGCGAAUUAUGUCACUCCAGUACAUUUUUAUAGUCUGCAGCAAUGCAACACAAUGUAGAUUCAUAUAGCUCCCGAAAAUAUGACCGCAUCUCAAGACGCUGUACAAAAAACAGUAGAUAUAGGCAGAAGAGGAAGAAGGUCUUGAGUCGCUGGAUCGGGGAGUUCCAAACGUUGUUGGGAGCAGAGCAGCAGAAGAGAAUGUGAGCUCCCGAUGUGUGACAUCGCUGCCAGAGUACGCUACGUCAACACGCUUGACUUAACGUUGAAGCACAUUCCUCCCAUUAACAACGAUACACACUCGUGUUUGACAGCCAUGGACACACAGCCAAGGAAUAUAUCUACCAGACAAAAUAAAAUCUCGUCAAAAUUUUGCUCGCUUUUCAAAAUUCCGGUCAGCUGAAAAAUAAAAUCAAUUGGUAUAUUUUGCCCACGUGAGAAGUUGAUUUGAUUGGCUGUCAGGUACUGAAGGGUUAUAGUUAGAUAUUGACAUAUCCACACGAUCUAUUCCAAAAGAAAUGUAUUAUGUAUCAAAAUAAGUUCGUGUUUUUGGUUGACUUAUGUUUGCUUUUGUUCAGUUGAAUGUUUUUUGCUGCGUUUGGCAGAUCCGGAAGGAAUGUCAAUCUCACUGGGAGUGGAUUGUCGGACACAAUGGCACUCUGGUGGAAUGGCAGCGAACUAUUUAUAACGCGCAGUGGUCUCGAUGGCGCACGUGAAGCGCGGUGUUUUAUGGAUAACGUGAGCGGAGUCGACGGGAGUGGUGCGGAGGGUUCCAUCAAAUGUGAGUUUAGUACCGAAUGUGUCAAUGCUCUGAAACGUAAGCAUUAGUGUAAAAAUUCAUUUUAAAACAUGUAAAUGUGAGCUUGGUAUUUUAUACAUAAUGUAAAAAGCUUGAUCAUGAAGAUGUAACUUAUUUAAUAUUAGCGUAUACACUUACUGUAUCUAAUAAUCGUGACAAAGUGACAAGUAGUUCUCUAAAUAAAACACACAUCGGCUUGUA
Messenger RNA from Petromyzon marinus (sea lamprey), 3612 nucleotides. The record is from RefSeq and is a predicted model, not a curated record. Lineage: Eukaryota; Metazoa; Chordata; Hyperoartia; Petromyzontiformes; Petromyzontidae.